AACCUUCGCUUGUCAACAACAUAUUUUCACCAGACAAGAUUUUCGCAGAUUUACAAAAUUGCAAUAUUUAUUUAUUUUAAAAUACAAUAAUGAAACGAACACUUUGGGGUAGUAUAAAAGAAAAGCAAGAAGAAACGCUUUUCAAUAAACUCGUAUCACAAACCGUCAAACAACAAAAACUAAAUGAAGCUGGUAAAAACAAACCCAAGCCAAAGGAUCUCAAAGUAUUUGUUAAAGUUAAAAAUCCUCUUGUUACUCAAACAAUUGAAGUGAUGAAACAAACAGAAAUGUUGCAGUCCCUUAUAGACACCUAUUCCAAUAAAUCGGGAUCCAAUAACUAUCUCCUCAAUCCAUGUCAAAUGAUUCCACAAGUUGAUUUUCCUCCGGAAAAUGCCACUGAUUUUGUAAAUGACGACAAAUUCGCUAAGCCCCUCUGGUUCAUACCACCAAAUCAGACUGACUUCACACGAGGAGAACCCAAGGAAUAUCCCCAAAUAAAUAAACCUGUUUGCAAGGAAUCCCUUCGGAAAGCAAUCUGCGGGCAAUUAUGCAUCGCUGGCUUCACAGACACCGCCGAAAGUGCUCUAGUUUUGUUCACAGAUGCCCUCGAGGAGUUCAUCAGAAAUUUUAUACUACAAAUCAAAGAUAUCCAAUGCAAUGAGCACGCAGACAGACAAAGUUCGAUUGAUAUCUUGACUCUGGAAAGAGCCUAUUAUGCUCUGACUAGCACUUCACUCACUGCAAUUCACAACUAUUUUAAAAACAAUCUAAUUGCCCGCAAUCGCUCGGAAAUUCGAGAAUUUCGAGGAGUGUUGCAAGAAUACGAUAAGCUGAUGAAAGAAAGCCAAAGUAUGCAGAAGGGUCCCUUCCAGGAAAAUGAUUUCAUGAAUUUUCUAGACUUUACAGCAACUGCUGGACCAACAACACAGGACAAUUCUACAGCUUCAACUUCUGGCCAUGUUGUUGGCUAUAUUGAAGGACAGAACCAUAUAACUGUGCAGAAUUCUAGGUGAUUCUGUCACAAUCAACAUGAUAAAUUAAA
This is a messenger RNA of Eupeodes corollae, 1042 nucleotides long. RefSeq lists its product as uncharacterized. NCBI's taxonomy places the organism in Eukaryota, Metazoa, Arthropoda, Insecta, Diptera, Syrphidae. Gene Ontology annotation, cellular component: SAGA complex. The transcript has 3 exons. Gene Ontology annotation, molecular function: transcription coactivator activity. The record is from RefSeq and is a predicted model, not a curated record. The coding region runs from base 90 to 1013 and encodes 307 amino acids.